This is a messenger RNA of Conger conger (European conger), 1968 nucleotides long. Its product is annotated as dual specificity protein phosphatase 13B-like. The record is from RefSeq and is a predicted model, not a curated record. The coding region runs from base 226 to 804 and encodes 192 amino acids. Lineage: Eukaryota; Metazoa; Chordata; Actinopteri; Anguilliformes; Congridae. Gene Ontology annotation, cellular component: cytoplasm. The transcript is spliced from 4 exons. Gene Ontology annotation, biological process: protein dephosphorylation; negative regulation of MAPK cascade. Gene Ontology annotation, molecular function: MAP kinase phosphatase activity; protein tyrosine/serine/threonine phosphatase activity.
ACUUCUGUCAUGCACGAUGAAAAGCGCUCCCAAGCGGGCCAAUGCGUCUCAGCGGGCCGCUCAAACUGGGACAUGUUUUCAUCCCAGGGUUUAUAAAUACCGCCGAUUUAAAAAAGGAAACAGGACUGCGAAGCAGAGCGGGGGGUUCGCUGUUGAAGUAUUCCCCCGAAGGACUACGAGGUAAACGGAUAUUCUAUAGGGAGAAACAGGCACCGGCGGGCCAGGAUGGACCAGCGCAGAUCACAGAGAGAGCAGGACGGCUACCGCACACCUUCCGUAUCGGAGCUCCAGCACCUUCUGCUGGACAACAUGAGUCCAAGAGGCCCGGUCAACCAGGUCUGGCCCAACAUCUACAUCGGCAAUGCGGCCACGGCGCGUGACAAGUCCACCCUGUUCAACAUGAGGAUCACGCACAUCGUGAACGCCGCCCACGGGCCCUACCACGUCAACACGGGAUCGCGCUUCUACACGGACAUGAGCGUGGACUACUACGGCGUGGAGGCUGACGACUGCUCCGACUUCAACCUCAGCCCCUACUUCAACCCCGUCGCCAAGUUCAUACGGGCCGCCCUGUCACAGAGAGGAAAGGUGCUUGUGCACUGUGCCAUGGGGGUCAGUCGCUCGGCGACCCUGGUCCUGGCCUACCUCAUGAUCUGCGAGAACCUCACCCUGCUGGAGGCCAUCAACGCGGUCCGGAGACACCGAGACAUCUGCCCCAACGCGGGCUUCCUGAGCCAGCUGCGCCGGCUGGAGCGCACCCUCGCCUGGGAGAGGGACUACAAGAUGGCCGCCUACAAACCGUGAACAAGAAUCUACAAACGCAUAAAACGAAAACGUACGCGCCAAGGCAACCAAUCCAGGCGGUCUGAUGGGCCUGACCAGCAUCGUUUUACAUAUUUAGCAUUCUACACUCGGAGAAAAGGGGUCUCCGCUCGACAAACCCAUUUUCAGUUCUUUAUGGAACCCUCUAUCACAGGUGUGAAGUGUGAAAGCUCCCGGACAAAGAACCCUUGACCUAGAUGGGGUUCUUCUAUGGAAUUCCAUGGUUCUAUGGUUCUUCCAGCAAAAACUGGACAAUCAAGGCAAUCACUCCAAAUGGUUUGAUGGUCAGGACAGCCUUGUUUUACAUAUUUAGCCAUUUAUAUUCCAUAUUUAUUUGACGCUUUCAUCCAACGUGACGCACAACGUAUAUGAGUAUCAUUUGGAUGCAUUUCACGCAUUUUGUGUAUAUGGGAUUGCCUUUCAAUGUGUGCGAGUGUAAUUUUGGAUUUGUUUGGGGUAGAUUUUGGAGUGAUUUUGGGAUGAAAAUGGGUACAAUUCUGGAUUCUGGAUUUUCGGAUGUGAGGGUUAAAUUCGGGUUUACAUUUUUAAGGGCAAGAUUCACUAAACACAUGACCAAAGAUGGUUUGUUUAAAAAAAAAUGGGAUACUUAAUAAAAAUACACUUUAUAACAGUUCAUAAACCUUCACCAACACUACAUAAACAUUCAUAAAUGCUUAUGUCACUAACCACAAAAAGGCAGGUGGUGUGUUACUUAGUGUAUGCUUGAAUUGUGCCUAUAAAGGUGCUAGUGUACAUACAGCUUAAGGAGAGACCCAACCCCUUUGUAUGAAUAUUUUUUGCGUGUGCUUAUUGUACUGUAUGUGUUGCCAAAAAUGUCUCUUGUACCUGUAAAUGGUCUUAAUAACAUGAGCAUUUUCAGUGACAGUCUGGGUCCUCUUGUGUAAUGUACCUCUGGAAUCGGUUGCUGUAAUUGAGUGCGAGUUCCGGACAAUGUUUACUGUGUACAAACAGUGUAUGUGUGUGCAUGGAUUAAGACAUUUUCCUUUUUCAAAUUCAUGACUGAUGACUGUUCAGUGUUGUACAUGUAAAUUUGGAUGCUGUGUGAGUUAUGUUGCAAUGAAUGUUGUAUGUUUGUAUUGUACAUUUGUAAGUCGUUGCAAAAAUAAAAAUAUACUGUACAAUUAA